This is a messenger RNA of Polistes canadensis, 2820 nucleotides long. RefSeq names its product transferrin (gene Tsf3). The transcript is spliced from 14 exons. NCBI's taxonomy places the organism in Eukaryota, Metazoa, Arthropoda, Insecta, Hymenoptera, Vespidae. The coding region runs from base 599 to 2719 and encodes 706 amino acids. Gene Ontology annotation, biological process: iron ion transport. Gene Ontology annotation, cellular component: early endosome; plasma membrane; recycling endosome. The record is from RefSeq and is a predicted model, not a curated record.
GCAUGCGUACGGAAUUAGUUUCGAGAGUCACAGAACCGUGGUACAUAUGUGAUUCUCGUUUUAAUUCGUUAAGAAAUAAUUCGAGAGAUCAGAUGUUUAUUGUCAUAAAAGAUUCUUUCCUCCUUCAAUGGCCUUGAUUCAUCUUCUUCGAAGAAAGAAAUUGACGGAAUAUAUUAUUUACAUUCAUAUACGACGUGACGUAUAUAUUUUUGCAUAGGCGGCGUAUUUCGUUUCUUUUUAAAAAAAACGUUCCUUAAAAUUUAAUACAACGUUUCUCAAUAAAACGAGCUAACACAAUGUUGCUUCCAAAAAAGAAAAUUAGCUGACAUCGCGAAUUAAAAAUGAUAUACACGCCACGAAAAUCGCGCAAUACGAUCCGACUCCGACGUAUCGUACGCUACGUAUUUUCCCAUUUAUUCUCUCCAAAGGAUACUUACUCAUCACAGAAAUAUCAGUGAGUAAAUAACCGUUGCUCUCGAUCAUCAUCCUUCCAAUGCUUCUGUUCAGCUCGACGUGAGACGAGUGAAAGUUAGCCAAAAAAAGAAUUGGUUAUUUCGGGUGUAGGGUGUACCAUUAGAAUUAAAGUGAGUCUAUAAUAAUGAAUGUCAAAUUUAUUUCAUAUCGGUUUUUACUUUACACCGUGAUAUAUUUGUUCAAUGAAUGCGGUGUAACUUAUGCUGAAAAAUUAAAAAUAUGCGUAGUCGAAAGUAUAUAUACCAACAAAACGAUUAACAAAAUUUGUCCGAACAUGAAAAUCGCUCCGUUUGAAUGUUCCAUAGCAAGAGACAGGUUUGAUUGUUUACGACAAUUAUCGAAUCAUGAUGCCGAUAUAACGUUAUUGCAAGCAGAAGAUUUAUUAGCAGUGUCUAUGAACAAGUUUGAUUUUUUAACUACUCACGAAAUAAGACUCUUUCCCGAGGAUAAACAACAAUUCGAAAUGGUAGCGUUAGUACAACAGAAUAUUGAUAGCGAAUGGGAUUUCAAAGGGAAAAGAUUUUGCCAUCCUGGAUUCGAAACUACUGAUACUUAUACUAAAGCCCUUUCGAUGUAUUUCGAGAAUCGGAUUAUACCUAAAGAAUGCGAUCCAGAAAAGACAUUGUUAGAAAAUAGAGUAGCUCGGUUGUCUAAUUAUUUUGAAGCAGCUUGCAUCGCUGGUCCAUGGAUCGCUGAUGCUGAAUUAGACAGAAAACUAAAAUCAAAAUACAGAAACCUUUGUUCUCUUUGUUACAAUCCUGCCAGUUGUUCUAUCGAUGAUAAAUAUCACGGACGCGAAGGAGCUAUAUUAUGUUUAACUGAUAACGUUGGGGACAUUGCAUGGGUUAGAUUAGACGAUGUUAUUGAAUAUUUCAAGAUGACCGAAUCUAACAAAGACGAUUACUCGUAUCUUUGUCCCGAUGGUAUGACAAGACCAGCAAAAGAUAAUAAUCCAUGUAUUUGGUUGGGACAACCUUGGCCUAUCGUCGUUAGUACACUUAAAAUGGCUAAUAAGGCUGUUAAUAUGAUCAAUUUAACAAUCAAUUCGAAUAACGUAUGGAAAAAUACGCUUCAAGAUCUGUUAGCGCCUCACUCAACAUUCGUUUCAACAGAGGCUUUGCAUUCACCUAAUGAUUACUUGCAACGAAGUAUUGGUUUCUUGAGUGCUUACAAUCGCGCAACUUGUAAACCUUCGAGACGCGUUCGUUGGUGCAUUUCCUCAAAUAUUGAAGACCGGAAGUGUCGAUGGUUAAGAGAUGCAUCCUUUGUAUACGGUAUCGAACCUUCUAUAUCGUGUAUUCAGGAAUCAAAUAGAAUUUCUUGUCUCGAAGCAGUAAGGAAUCAGGAAGCUGACAUCUUUGUGAGCAGACCCGAAGAACGUCUCCAAGUCAGCAAAAAAGAACUGAAACCUAUUAUGCAAGUAACGUCCAAUCAAAAGAACGAUCUUAAUAGAAUUGUUGCAAUCGUUAAAAGGAAUUCUCCAUACAAAAGUUUGAAGGAUUUAAAAGGAGCUAAAGCUUGUUUUACGGGAUAUGAAAGCAUAGGUUGGAACGCUUUUGUAACUAUUAUGAAAAAUAUAUCAAAAGAUAGUUGGGACUGUUCGAAUAUCAAAGCUGUUGGAAACUUCUUUGGAGACAGCUGUAUACCUGGACUAUCUACUAUGAAAACAGAUGUUCCACGUAAUUUGUAUUCCUUAUGUAUACGAGAUGCGAAUGUUGAGAACGAUAUCAAUACGUUUUCUUGCCUAACAUCAGGUCGGGCCGACGUGGUUUUCGUAAAUUUACAAAAUGUACAAAAAGAAUUUAAUAUAACAAAUUUAGCAAAUGAAAAGUAUAAAAUUUUGUGUAGGGAAGAAACACAAACGGAGAUAGAAGAAACGUGUUCGUUAACACGAUUUACGCUGGCCGCGAUAGUAGCGCAUAAAAAUAUUACCGAUUUGAGACGCGAUGAAAUUUAUUCGAUGUUUCUCAAUAUGGAUCAACUAUUUGGAACAAGUACUACCCGAUAUACUAGAGCUUUCUCCUUGUAUGGCACAUACGACGGCGUCCAAAACGUUAUCUUUCCAGAAGGAUCGGAACGUUUACAACUUGAAGUUAACAAAAUACAUCGAAUUUCAAAUUACGACGACAUUAUAGAAGAAAUGAUUAAAUCAACUUGCAAUAGCGCACAAAAUUUGAAUUCACGUUUUGAUAAAAUUAAUUUGUUAGGAUUAUUAAUUUUAAUUAUGAUUUUUACCUUGAAUUAAUUAUCAUAAUUAUUUUCAUUCUCUCUGAAAUUGUUUCAUAAAUAUUAAUACUAUAUGCAUAUAACUAUAUAAAAAAUUGAUAAUAUAGUAGGUGUAUAUUA